AUGAAUACUUUUAGAAGAAAAACUCGUCAAAAAUUGGAAAAUAAUUCUUCAACAAAUAAUAAAGAAGAUUCAUCAAAUUCAAAUGAAAAUAAUCAACCAUCAUAUUCAACAUCAACUUGUUUACCUUAUUUACAAAUUGAAUAUGCUGUAUUUACUGGUUCUCUCGCUCAAUGUAAUAUUGGAGAAUUAAUUCGACAACCAGAAGGUGUUGAUCAAAAUGAAUGGAUUGCUAGUCAUAUUGUUUCUUUUUUUAACCAUAUCACUAUAUUAUAUGGUGCAAUAUCUCAUUUAUGUACAACAUCAACAUGUCCAAUUAUGAUUGGUCCACAAAACAGUUUAUAUUAUUGGAUUGAUGAACGAGGAAAAAAAGUGAAAUAUUCAGCACCACAAUAUAUUGAAUUAAUCAUAACUUUUAUUCAAAAAACUCUUUCGAAUGAAACUAUUUUUCCUACAAGACUUGAUCAUAAAUUUCCUUCAACAUUUUCGAUAAUAAUUCGUAAAAUGGUACGUUUAUUAUUUCAUUGUCUAUCACAUAUAUAUGCUGUUCAUUAUCAUCAAUUAAUACAAUAUGAAUUACAUCCACAUUUAAAUAGUUUAUUUCUUCAUUUUAUAUCAUUUUUAAUUAAAUCUGAUAUAAUUAAUUCGGAUUGUUCAACUGUAAAUACAAAUUCGAAUUCGAAUUCAUUACGAAUAUCUGCUCAAUUUGAAAUACGUGAACUUCGAACAGAACUUGAAUCAUUAUCUCUUCUAUAUCAAUUAUUAGCUAAACAAUGGCAACAUGCUUAUGCUCAAGCAUCGGCACUUAAAAGAAAAGCAUCAAUCACUCACUAA
Rotaria sp. Silwood1 is the source of this 831-nucleotide messenger RNA. The record is from the annotation of a GenBank genome assembly. Lineage: Eukaryota; Metazoa; Rotifera; Eurotatoria; Philodinida; Philodinidae.